AUGGCUUUGGUAAAGAUACCUUGUUCUUUGGGGUAUACUGUACCGGAAGAGAAGAAACCUUUCAUCGAACCUCCUCUAGUAAUUGUGCCACCUUGUGAUCCUUGGCCAAGACCAUAUUAUUUCGAGGAUGGUUUAAGACGCGUAGCGCCAUAUCACUUCACCUACAACACAUACUGUAAGCAGCGAUGGCGAGGACGAGAGCUAUUAGAGAUUUUUGCCGAAGAGUUUAGGGAUCGCCCUCUUGAGUACUAUAAAGAUGCUAUUGAAAAAGGAGCCGUCGUUGUCAAUGGAAAGGCAGUCGAGUCAACAGCAUACAUUGUGAAGAAUGGAGAUAUGAUAUCUCAUACCUUACAUCGCCAUGAACCACCGGUAACUGCUCUUCCAAUUUCAAUUCUACAUGAAGAUGAUGAUAUGAUUGUCAUUAAUAAGCCAUCCGGUAUUCCGGUUCAUCCUGCCGGUCGUUACAACUAUAACUCUGUUGUCGAAAUCUUACGAGCUGAACGUGGUCAUCAAUGGAACCCACUACCUUGCAAUAGACUCGAUAGAUUGACAAGUGGGGUGAUGUUCAUUGGGAAGCACGCCAAGGCUGCCGAAAAUCUAAGCCUACAAAUAACUGAACGAACAGUCCGCAAGGAGUAUAUAGCUCGAGUUAAGGGCAACUUUCCCCCAGGAGAAGUUAUCUGCGAUCAGCCAAUUCUUCAGAUAUCUCCUAAAUUAGGCUUAAAUAGGGUUCGAGCAAACGGAAAAUCUGCGCGAACAGCUUUCAAAAAGCUUGCAUAUUACUCUCCCUCUAGGCAUGGAAGUUCUCACAAUGGAUCCCUUGAAAAUCAAGAGGGAUACUCCAUUGUCCGAUGCUUACCAGUCACCGGCCGAACCCACCAGAUCCGUGUUCAUCUUCAGUUUCUUGGCUACCCGAUAGUUAAUGAUCCAAUCUACGGUAACCAGCGCGUUUGGGGGACAGAUCUUGGUGCGAAUGAUGCAGAUGCUUCAAUAAAUACCGAUGAAGAUAUUAUCACUCGUCUCUCACGAAUGGGUAAAUCUGAAGUUGCAAGUGCUGUUGCCUACCAUGAUGAAAUGGUGGACGCAUAUAACAAAAAAAAGGCAGAAAAACUGAGUGGCCAGCUGUGUGAGACUUGUCAGACACCGCUUUACACUGAUCCUGGAGAACAAGAGCUUAUAUUGUGGCUGCAUAGUCUGCGAUACGAAGAUGCUAGAGGUGCUUGGAAGUAUGUUAGCCCCCUUCCAGACUGGGCCUUACCACCCACCGGUCUAGAUGGACCUAGAGAAGUCGGUGGUGUGGAUGAGCUCGUUGAGGAUGUGGAGGGGCUUCUUGAACGACUAGAAGUUUGA
Molecule: messenger RNA, 1350 nt
Organism: Blumeria graminis f. sp. triticale
Lineage: Eukaryota; Fungi; Ascomycota; Leotiomycetes; Helotiales; Erysiphaceae
Source: the annotation of a GenBank genome assembly